GCUCAUUUCGCAUAUGUAGAGAUUUCCGAAACGCACCUAUCUACAUAAGCCGUCCGCUUUCGGAGUCUUUCUCAGCCUUCUAGCGCAGCUCACCGUCCCACAAGUCAGUAGUUUUGAGAAGCUUGUCGUGUAAAGCAGUUCACUCCCGCUCUGGUUCAAUCAAAGUAAGAGGUCUUCAGUAUGCAGUAUUUCACAUCGCUAACCUUUUUAGUGAUGCUCUUGAUUGGGCUGGCUUAUUGCGAUGUGUCUCACGUGUUGGCGCCAGUUAUAGUGGAGGAUGAAGUCACUACUCUUCCUCCUCCGCCAAGACCUUACGCCUUCGGUUAUGUGGCUGGACGUUAUCCUGGACAUGUCGAUCGUUCUCAUAGCGAAAUUUCUGAUGGAAGUGGAGUUGUCCAAGGAUCGUUUUCUUAUGUCGACCCCAAAAAUCAACUUCGUACGGUGGAGUACAUAGCUGAUGCUCACGGAUUUUACCCACGAUUGAGUCACGAACUGAAAUCUCCCGAACAAACCGAAGCAGUACAACGUGCCGCGAAUAAACAUUUUGCGUUGUAUGCAAAGAUCGCGGAAGCUCAUGCCAAUCCCCACCUGCAACCUGUCCAGGAACCAUCGCUCCCUAGAGAUACAGUGGCCGUAUCCAAGGCCAAAGAUCGACAUUUCACGCUGUACGAGAAGAUCGCCCAUGAGCAUGCCCAAAUUGCAGCGCAACGCGAAGCAGAACGACUGGCUUUCGAGGCAACUUCCGAAGUCAAUGGAUUACACUGAAUGGGCGAAACUUGAGACCGUAAAAAAUAGUGCAAAACCGGUGUAUGACUGAAGAGAACUAAAUUUCAAGGACACAAAACAGACGCUCGAGUGCCUUUCUAACUGUGUAUAUCAGUGUAAAUGUAUAUAACUUUCUGCGUUAGGAGCGCUGCAAUACCGAAACUCUAAUGCAGAUUGAGUGUAUUUUAUAUAAAUUGUAAUAAAUAUUUUUUGCCACAAGAA
Aedes aegypti (yellow fever mosquito) is the source of this 987-nucleotide messenger RNA. It is a transcript of the gene Cpr57A, whose product is annotated as larval cuticle protein A2B. Gene Ontology annotation, cellular component: chitin-based extracellular matrix. Gene Ontology annotation, molecular function: structural constituent of chitin-based larval cuticle. NCBI's taxonomy places the organism in Eukaryota, Metazoa, Arthropoda, Insecta, Diptera, Culicidae. The transcript is spliced from 3 exons. The coding region runs from base 181 to 765 and encodes 194 amino acids. The record is from RefSeq and is a predicted model, not a curated record.